AUGCGCGCCCAUGUGUCUUCUCCUAAGCCUUUUCCUGAUGCCACCAUCCCUGGCGUUUCCACGUGCAUGUCACCAGGAUCACGUAAACAGCCGGAAUUUGGGACUGAUGGCGGGCUGGCCCUGCGCAGCCAGGAGAAUCCCUCGUGGCAUCCCGGCACACUGCAGAGGUUGCCUGCUACCUACUUUGUACUGGUGGCUAAGCCCCUCGUUUCAUCUGCCGAGCACCCUGCGGCUGCGGCAGCGGCAGCGGCAGAUCUUGCGCAGGAGAGGAGGCCUUGGUCUGCCAGGGCCGCUUCUACUGUACUAUCUGGUUCUGUCUCGCUCUCGCUCCCUCUCUUCAGCGACCAGAACUGGCUACUAAGUAGUAAUCUAUUGUACAGACUAGGAUUGUACAGACUAGGACUUUACGAUGACAUGUUCGGGCUGCUCAGGCCCAACACGCCACGGCCAAAGAAAGAAUGA
This is a messenger RNA of Trichoderma harzianum CBS 226.95, 462 nucleotides long. RefSeq lists its product as hypothetical. Bases 1 to 462 code for a protein of 153 amino acids. The record is from RefSeq and is a predicted model, not a curated record. The transcript is spliced from 2 exons. Lineage: Eukaryota; Fungi; Ascomycota; Sordariomycetes; Hypocreales; Hypocreaceae.